ACUGUUGCCUAUUUCACUGCGACGAGAGAGAAGCACGAGUGAGCAUCAACCUUAACUUCCUCUCGCAUUUCGGGGGAGAUUUUGAAAGAAGGAGCGGGUUCCCAGUCGCGUUGGAGGUGGGCAUCGGUGGGCAUACCAUGGCUUCAGUGCGGAGUCUCGUGAGAAUCCCCUUCGUCGCCAGUAGGAGGUGUCUUUUUACGGGCGCCGCCAACCUGACGAAGGCGGACGAGGGCGGCGGUGAAGCAGUCCCAGAGAGGAAGAACAAGGGGCGCAUUGCAGCCAAAGUCCCUGCCAGAAUCGAGCUCAAGGAAGGGAAGCGGUAUCUCUGGUGUGCCUGUGGCUACAGCAAGAAUCAGCCUUUCUGCGACGGAACCCACAUCUGGAGUCGCUGGCGUCUCAAGAUCAAGCAGACGCCUGUAUUCUUCAAGGCGCCGGCGACCAAGACCUACGCCCUUUGCACGUGCAAGCAGACCAACAAGCCGCCUUAUUGCGAUGGGGCGCACAGGAGGAAGGAAGUCCAGGAGGCCAUAAUCGAGUAGCUGCAGAGCCCGGGUUGUGAAACUUGUCGGGAAAGUUUUGGUGUAAUGGAUUUCGAGUUAUUUUGUUGUUGUAUACGAUUUUUUAAGUGAGUGAUUGUUAGUUCAGUUUGUGAAUAUUUGUUUUUAAAUGGAAGUAUAUAUGUAUAUAUUUCACCUGUUACUGUAAUAAAAUUUGUUGAUUGCAGGAAAAGUACUUAAUAAUUUGAUACAAUUAGGGUCCAGUUUCACGUCAUUGGCAGCUACUGAAAUCUUAUAUGAAUUGGUGAUUAUAUUGUGGUUAACGACCUUGUAUAUUACUGUUAGUGAUACAGCAGCGAUUUUGUAUCUUACUGUAAGUAUACAAAAGUGAUGAGAAUGGCCUUAACAGUAGAACGUCAGUAUUAUGUGGUGCUGUAAAUAUUUUUGUUAGAAAAUAAACAGUUGAACUAAA
Molecule: messenger RNA, 969 nt
Organism: Penaeus monodon (black tiger shrimp)
Lineage: Eukaryota; Metazoa; Arthropoda; Malacostraca; Decapoda; Penaeidae
Product: CDGSH iron-sulfur domain-containing protein 3, mitochondrial-like
Exons: 3
Coding region: 138-539 (133 amino acids)
Cellular component (GO): intracellular membrane-bounded organelle
Molecular function (GO): 2 iron, 2 sulfur cluster binding
Source: RefSeq, a predicted model, not a curated record